This is a messenger RNA of Phyllostomus hastatus (greater spear-nosed bat), 674 nucleotides long. Its product is annotated as basic proline-rich protein-like. The transcript has 2 exons. Bases 1 to 579 code for a protein of 192 amino acids. NCBI's taxonomy places the organism in Eukaryota, Metazoa, Chordata, Mammalia, Chiroptera, Phyllostomidae. The record is from RefSeq and is a predicted model, not a curated record.
AUGGCCGGGCGAGUUAGUGGCCAGUGGCUCCCCGGCCCCCCGCCACCUCCCCGGCUCUGCCCGCACCGGCUCCCCAGCGAAGGGGAGGGGGCGGAGAACUGGGGCGGGGCGAGGAGCCCCGGGAAGGAUCCGCGUAGUUUCCCCGAGAGGAAAUCUCCGCCACCGCCGCGGCGCGGGAGGAAACGAGGGGGGCCGAAGGGAAAGUGUAGUCCCGCGAGCCCCGCGGCUGCGGGGGGGCUGGUCCCUGGCACGAUGCCUGCCGCGGAGGGUGCCCCCAACAGCGCGCCGAGGACUGCGCAACUAGAGCGCCUUUCACGCCCGGUCCCCGCCCCUGAGCCGGCCUGGCACCCCUGGCCCGGCCCGCGCUGGCUUGGUGCCAGCCUCGCCCUGGCCGCGGGAGCAGCGCGGCCGGUGCCCGUGACGCACUUUGGAGCCAGCGCCGCGCGCAACCCGGUCCGGCCUUGCCAGCUUCAGGCCCCACCCCCGUCCCUCCUUCCAGGCCUAUUUGGAAAGGUGCCCGUGUGCUGCGUGGCCGAACCCCAGCCCUCGCCUCCCCUCUCACCUGCGCCGCCCAGGUAAGAAGCCGUCAGACUGUCCACAAAGAAGGGCAGAAGCCCUUCUGGGAAGAAGACAUAAACCGCCAUUUGUCUGCCGCAAAGAAACCAACCUUUCAG